AGGAGGAGGAGGAGACCUGGGGCUUCUUUUCUUCAGAGGCAUUUAACUGGGAGUUUAUGGAGGCUGCAGCUGUGGAAAAUGAAGAUCUCCUCUGUGGUCUUCGCUCUCCUGACUCGAGCGCUGCUUGGAGAUUUGUGUUUGGCCGUCAACGUCACGAUCACCCCUUCCCCCUUCACAGUGGCCCAGGAGGGUCAGAAUAUCACACUCUCCUGCGUUGUGUCCCAGCGGCGCCGCAACGCUGCCCUGCCAGUGGUGAAAUGGACCUUCCUGCCAGCGGGCACAGACCGGCCGGAGGACGAACUCCUCAUCGCCCGCGUCAACAUGAGGAAGGCCCGUUUCUAUGGCAACUAUACAAAGAGUUUCCCGUGGCCCAAGCUGAAGCUGACGGUGGUGAAGCAGGGGAAGAUCUUUGACCUGCUGAUCUUGAACGUGUCCGAGGGGGACCGGGGGCUCUACAUGUGCCGGGUGCAGGAGUUUAAAAAGCACCAGGACCGCUGGAAGGCCUCAUCAAACUGCACCGCCGCUACUGAGCUCAGAGUGCAUGUUCUACCGGCCACCAAGGCCAAAGAAAGCCUGUGGAGCUUGUUUGAAGAUGUGUACCUGUGUGCAGUGCUGAUCUGCUCGGUGGGUCUGCUGUGCAUGUGCAUGUUCACGGUGACGGUGACCUGCCAGUACAUACAGAGGAAGCAGAGGUUAAAAGAUAAUUACCACUUGGUCAAAAGCCCUCAGAACAGCUCAGGAGAGACAGUCACCAGCCUGGUCAGCGUGUCUCCUGCUCUGCCUAAGAAAGAGAGGAGGUACAGGAAGAAAAGGAGCAGGGACUACCAAGAGGAGGUUCCACCAGAGAUACCUGCAAAAGCUCCCAUUGGAGACAAAACACGCAAACCCAAACUUUUAAAACCACAACCAAGGAAAGUCGUGUUGCCGAAGAUAGUGGAGGAGAAUCUGACCUAUGCAGAGCUGGAUCUGGUGAAGCCGAUUCCAGACACCAAGGCAUCAUGCAGCGGCACGGUGUACGCUCAGAUACUGUUUGAGGAGCAGCAGCUAUGAGAGAAACACACGCACCACUAGUAACUGUGUCUUAUGUAAAAAGUACUUUCUAUUUAUAGCCUGUAUUAUUUUAUAUUCUGAUGGUUUGUGAAUGACAAAAGCAGUUAUUGUACAUACGAUUUUAUAUUUCUUUGAUAUAACUUCCUUUUAUGAGACGAAGAGAUGUUUUGUAUACUGGACUAUUUCAUAUAGGUUUUUUCUUUUGCACCCAUGUUUGAAUUCUGUGUAGUUUGUACUGGGAACACAAUAGAAGACUUUGGCGCUGAUUUAGACAAGAUUUGUCCAUCGUGACAAUCGGAGGAGAGAUUGAGUGCUUGAACGUGCUUAUCUGCCUUUUCAGAUCAAACAGGUUUCAUCAGGUUAGCGUCCUGAGAGUCAAGUUUACUCUGGGGUGAGGUGACGUGAGAUUGAUGAAUUGUGCAAACGAUCCCGGUCUGAUGUCUGUGCGUUAGGUGUGGAACUAGAAAUGUGAGGUGAAUAGCUUAGCUCAGCAAAAAGACAGAAAGCAGAGGAAAACAGUUAGCCUCUAGCUAGCUGGCUGGCUAACAUGGCUAGGGGGAAGUUACAUACUAGCUAGCCAGCUGGCUAACAUGGCUAGGGGGAAGUUAGACACUAGCUAGCUAGCGGGCUAACAUGGCUAGGGGGAAGUUAGACACUAGCUAGUUAGCUGACUACGAUGGCUAGGGGGAAGUUACACACUAGCUAGUUAGCUGGCUAACAUGGCUAAGGGUGAGUUACACACUAGCUAGCUAGCUGGCUAACAUGGCAAGAGGGAAGUUACACACUAGCCAGUUAGCUGGCUAACAUGGCUAGGGGAACACUAUAAUUGUUUCUUGACAAAUGUCUCGCUGUAAAACCACACAUUUCAGUAUCUCUAUGUACAAAACAAAUGAGUUUAAGUGUGCUAAUUCAUGAGCUUUAGAGGGGUUGGUAGGUGUAUUUUCGCACUUAGUAGAAAAGUUUGUUGUUUUCCUGUUUCCUGCCUUUGGGACCUGAGCUAAGCUAGCCGCCUCACAGCUUUAGCUUCAAAUGUAAUGUACAGACAUAAGAGAGGUAUCGAUCUUCUCUUCUAAGCUUUUUCCUGAAAUCUCAAACUAUAUUUCAUAAAUACACAUUUUUCUGGAUGCAGACAUUUUAAUAAUUUGAAAUACUUCGAGGCUCUAAGCAACAAAAUGCCAUGUGAUAUAUAUAUGUAUGUAUAUAUAUAUAUAUAUAUAUAUAUAUAUAUAUAUAUAUAUAUAUAUAUAUUGGUUCCUGGGAGAUUCUUUGUCUUGAUGUUGCUCAUGUCAGCCAGUUGAACUCUCUUACACAGUGAAUUGUGGGAAACCCCAUCCUGAGUGAGCAGAUUUAUGAAGGCGAGACAAAGUAAAUUAAAGACAUCCGUUGUUAUUGGUUGUGAAUCAAUGCAUGUUGAAAUGUGAUUUACCUCUAAUGUGUUCCCAGCAUUAUCUGCCUCCCAACAUCUGUGUUCAGUCGGUUUCUUGUGUGUCAGGCUGCAGUUUAUAACGACCACAACUCCACUGAGUUGAUAUUAAAGUAGCGAUUAGCCCCCCCGACCUCCCCCGACAGGCAAGUACGUGUGACCAUGCAAGCCCUUUCAUCCGGCGCCAACAUCAACUUAACAGGCCGUUAGCGACACACUCACAGACAUAUACUGUACAUACAUACAAGGGUGGAGUUACAUGUUGGCUAAACACCCUUCUAUGUUCAAACACACAAAGGCACACAUUGGCAUGAAUCCAAAAGGCUGCAAACUGUGAUACCUGGGCUGCAAACGGGGACCCACUAAGAUCGGUGUUUGGACUCUUGCACAUUACUGUCCAGAAGUCAGAGUUUACUUCAAAUCUCCAGGUGGUUUUGUUGUUUGAGAUGAGAUGCGAGCCAGAAGCCAUAUCAGCUGUGAUCCCGCAUACCUUUGCCUCCUUGCCAUCUCACUUCCCAUGAAUCUGAGUGUGAAAGUGCUUAGACCUCUUUUUUCCAUCUAAUGAUCCUCUGGAUUCAGGAAUGGAAAAGCAAAGGGGAGUUUUUUUAAACAGUGAACUUGAAACCCAGACACAAAGGCACCGGAUCCCUCCCUUCCCCCAAGACUUCCACUAUCUUCUGUGGAGUUAUCCAAGAAGCUGGAGCAGUGGUGGAAGAAGCACUCAGAUCUUUUACUGAAGAAACAGUACAAAUACAACAAUGUUAAAGUAUCUCAUCACACAUAAAAAUACUGCAUUCCAAAUCCUAUUAUUGGCAGCACAAUGUAAUUAAAGUCUCAAAGUGAAAGCACUUGUUCGACAGGAAAAUGGCCCCUGGGAGUGUUAUAUUAUUAUAUAUUACAUCAUUAGCCUCAAACAGUUGUUUGAAUGAAACCAGGUUUGGAGGGAAAUGUGUAUUUUGUAGACCUGGAAACAGCUGAUACACAUCUGAAACAUGACGAGAGGCCCCAGCCAGACACUGAUGGCGUCUAAGGGAUCAUUAUAAUGUGUUGUAUUUAGGAAGCGUAUUAAAUAUUUCUGAUGAAAAAUCUUUAUCUGUUAACAAGUAACUAUAAACUGUCAGAUAAACACAGAGGAGUGAAAAGUACAUUGCUUCCCUCUGAAAUGUAUUUGGAAUGUGAAAUGCAAUAGCAAAAAAAAAAAAAAAAACUCAGCGUACUCAAGUACCUCAGACCUGUAUUCAAGUACAGUACCAUACUUGAGUCCCAUUUUCUGCUGCGCACCUGCCGAAGUCAAUGGUUUGCACAUGUUAUUUGUUAUAUGAGUUAUGCAGUGACUAUAACUAGCUAUCUAUGUAUCAGCUAUCUAGCAGCUGAUACACACCUGAAAUUUGUUGGCUUGGUGUGAUGAAAAGAGUCCGUCUCCACUAAAACAAAAGACAGAAGUUGUUCAUGUCUGUUCGAAAAUGUCAAGACAGUCAAGUUAUAUGAUCACCACAAACUUAUAACCCACUUUUACAGCAAGAUGGUGGCUGUGGACUUUGAUAUCCUUCAUUCCUCUGCGUAUAUAUGUUACAUUUGAAUUCAAACCACUAUUGACCUCCAUUUGUCACCUUUCCAAUUUUCCAUUGCUGUUCUCAUAUGUAAAGUUCAGUUGCACAGUGUGUAUUAUCCGUAUAUAAAGUGGCUGAAAGUGACCUUUCAGUGGCGAGCAGAAGUGUCUUAAACUGUGAAAUGUAAAGUUUGUUCCAGACCACAUUGUCCUUAAUGGGAGUCCACUAACUCGAACCAUGUGUGUGAAUUGUGUCUCUCUGCUCUCUCCUUCUCUCUUUUCCCUCUCUCUGCCCACCGCUGACCUCUGCGAUCAUCGACAUUCCAGCUUUUCUGCUCUUGUUCAUUUUGUUAACUUCAUCUCUACACUGUGUAUCAGCAAGUGAAAUAAA
Molecule: messenger RNA, 4413 nt
Organism: Chelmon rostratus (copperband butterflyfish)
Lineage: Eukaryota; Metazoa; Chordata; Actinopteri; Chaetodontiformes; Chaetodontidae
Gene: vstm4b
Product: V-set and transmembrane domain containing 4b
Exons: 8
Coding region: 79-1050 (323 amino acids)
Source: RefSeq, a predicted model, not a curated record